AUGUUAUGUUGCAGUGGAACAGGACUCAGUUCUGAUUAUUUUGAGAAGCAGCAUGUCCCCAGGAUAAUCCGGGACCAAACGGCAGUUGUGAUGAAAGUGAUGGCAGUUUCUAUAAAUGAAAUAUGCGAGAGUACGAAAUUAGCCAGGGAAAUGGCUGUGAUGGGAAAUUAUGAAUCUUCAAGUGUUUAUUACCAAGGAGUUAUUCAACAAAUCCACAAAUUGUUGUUAUCAAUUUUGGAUGAAACUAGAAGAAGUAAAUGGCAGCUGGUGCAGCACCAAAUUGCUCAAGAAUAUGAGAAGCUUGUAAUAAAUAUCCAAACCCUUGAACUAUUUAAAAGAGAUCAUAGGGAUAAUCGACCGAUCGGGAUUCCUGUGAGAAGUCCCCUGCCUUAUGAAGAACCUACAAGGGAUCCUGUGAUGUGGCUUGGUACUCCUAAGGAUGUAUGGGCUCCACCACCUGAUCGGGACCCUGAUGUAUGGCCUCCACCUACACCCGUUGAUCACAACAGGACACCUGUUAAUAAAAGGUUACCAGCAAAGAAACCCGAUACUUCCAAACCUGGAGCAAAGAAUGCUGUUAACAAAACAAAUACACUAACCAGGAGAACUGACAAUAAGAUCCUGUCUAGUAAAAAAACCAACGAGAAAGGAAAUAACAAAACUACUGUGCCAAAAAAAGAAACCAAUGGCAAUACUGCUCACACUAAUGGUGAUAAAAGUGAUAAAGAAAAGGAAACACAAGAAAAUAAUGAAACUCCUGAAGAAAGGAGAUUCGACCCUAGUGGUUAUGAUCACGACCUGGUGGAAAUGUUAGAGAGGGAUAUCGUCCAAAAGAACCCAAAUAUCAGGUGGGAUGAUAUAGCCGAUCUGCAUGAAGCCAAAAGGUUACUCGAAGAAGCAGUGGUUUUACCCAUGUGGAUGCCUGACUUUUUCAAGGGAAUUCGUCGACCUUGGAAAGGUGUGCUUAUGGUUGGUCCUCCCGGUACCGGGAAGACCAUGCUGGCAAAGGCUGUUGCUACUGAAUGCGGAACGACUUUUUUUAAUGUAUCUUCUUCCACCCUUACCUCUAAGUACAGAGGUGAAUCAGAGAAACUAGUCAGGCUUUUGUUUGAAAUGGCACGAUUUUAUGCACCUUCAACAAUCUUUAUAGAUGAGAUUGAUUCACUAUGUUCCCGUAGAGGUUCAGAGUCUGAACACGAAGCUUCUAGGAGAGUAAAGUCUGAACUACUCGUCCAAAUGGACGGUAUUAGCUCUAACAGUGAUGAUCAGGGAAGGGUAGUCAUGGUAUUAGCUGCAACUAACUUCCCGUGGGAUAUCGAUGAAGCAUUAAGGAGAAGAUUGGAAAAGAGGAUCUACAUUCCCCUACCUAACAAUGCUGGCCGUGAAGCAUUGUUGAGGAUAAAUUUACGUGAAGUCAAAGUUGAGGACGGUGUUGAUAUGGAAGAGAUUGCUGGAAGACUGAGUGGCUAUUCAGGAGCUGACAUUACAAAUGUCUGUCGUGAUGCAUCGAUGAUGUCAAUGAGGAGAAAAAUAGCUGGCCUACGACCGGACCAGAUAAAGCAACUUGCCAAAGAAGACCUAGAUCUUCCUGUUUCAAAACAAGAUUUCCUAGAUGCCAUCGCCAAGUGUAAUAAAUCCGUUUCAAGAGAAGACCUUGAAAAGUAUGAUAAGUGGAUGGCGGAAUUCGGAUCUUCGUGA
Messenger RNA from Nezara viridula (southern green stink bug), 1698 nucleotides. The record is from the annotation of a GenBank genome assembly. Lineage: Eukaryota; Metazoa; Arthropoda; Insecta; Hemiptera; Pentatomidae.